Messenger RNA from Penicillium daleae, 1467 nucleotides. RefSeq names its product glycosyltransferase family 31 protein. Gene Ontology annotation, molecular function: acetylglucosaminyltransferase activity. The record is from RefSeq and is a predicted model, not a curated record. NCBI's taxonomy places the organism in Eukaryota, Fungi, Ascomycota, Eurotiomycetes, Eurotiales, Aspergillaceae. The transcript has a single exon. The coding region runs from base 1 to 1467 and encodes 488 amino acids.
AUGCUGCUGAAGGGUCCGGAAGGGGCCAUUCCAGCCUCUUGGGCAUGGAAGAAGAUGAUGCGGUUUGUCGUCGCAAUCAUUGCCGUCGCGGGCUUUGCAGCCCUGCUCUGGCCAUCGUCUGCGAAAAAGACAACGACAGCGACCGUCGCCCCGACGCGCGCCCACUCCAACAUCACCAUUUCCGCCAACGUGAAAUGCGACCCCGACGCAGACAUGCUGCACCACCUCGGUGUUCGCAAAUUGGCCCAAUAUACCCGUCGAGAAGUUGUCGUCGAGUUCACGGAGGACCCCCUACCCAUGAGGCAACACAUCGACCAGCCCCUGUUGGAUGUCCAGGUUCGAGGAUCUGGUCACACAAACGAGCUCGGCGAGCCGCAGGACGGCUGCACGAUCCCGGCACCGCUGGCGGUCGUCGUUCCCAAACCACCCAAAAUGGCUGAUGCUUCGCACAUUGACUUUGGUGUCGCGACCUCGGUGUCCCGAUUGAACGAGUCCCUGGACCAAUUCGCCCACUGGGCGGGAUAUACGCAUACACGUAUUUUCGCCCUCCUUGAACCCGAAGAGUCAAAGACCAAGGCUGGCAUUGCCUACGUCAAGACCAAGGCAGAUAAUCUCGGCAUUGACCUUUUCGUCACGGAGUCGGAGGACGACUAUCUGCACCGAUACUUUGCUCUCAUCGCUCUGUUGGAAGAGAACAUGCGAGAGGGAACACGGUGGGGAUGCAUCAUCGACGACGACACUUUCUUCCCCUCCAUGUCUGCAUUGGUCAAAGCACUCGCCGAAUACGACGACACCAAACCCAUGUAUAUCGGCGGUCUAUCCGAGGGAAUUCCCCAAAUCGCCACCUUUGGCAUGAUCGCAUUCGGAGGCGCAGGCGUCUUCCUCUCACGACCACUACUAUCCGAUCUAGCUACCGUCUACGACGAGUGCGAGCAAAUGACCUACACCGGUGAUCGCCGCAUCGCCAAUUGUAUCUAUCAAUACACUACUACCCGGUUAACCGUGGACCACCGCCUUCACCAACUCGAUCUGAUGGGAGAUGCCUCUGGAUUCUUCGAGUCCGGCCGCGAACUCCCACUCUCCGUACACCACUGGAAGUCCUGGUUCCAGGCCGACAUGCCCAAGCUUAGCGUGAUCUCCGAGUUGUGCGGUGACUCGUCUCUUUUGCGUCAGUGGCAGUUUAACGACGGCUGGUUCUUGACGAAUGGGUUCUCUGUCGUUCAGUAUAGUUUCCCGCCAGAGCAGAACGAUAUUUCCAUGGAGAUGACUUGGGAACCGCACAAUGGUGCCACGUUGGAGUCAUAUUUGCAUGAACUGGGUCCUCUCCGUCGCAAGGAUGAUCAUAAAGUGAGUUUUCUGUUGGAGGACUCUGUGAUUGAGGAGAAUGGUCGUGUCACACAGUGGUAUAUCAAGCGCGAUAAGAGAGACGGGGAUCAGAUUCUUGAGCUCUCGUGGCGAAAGCGGUAG